AUGAGUGAUGUUUCACAUAUUUUUGAGAGGAAGUUCAAUUUUAAGAAAAUUUGGCAAAUUGUGGCUAUGAAGUUUAUUCCUAAACUUGGACGCACAGAGAAGGAGCUGCAGUCGCUGAGAAGAGAGAUUGAUAUAAUGAGAGGUCUCCACCAUGCAAAUAUCAUUGAAAUGUUAGAUAGUUUUGAAACCGAGAAAGAGGUUGUUGCUGUCACUGAUUACGCUGAAGGGGAAUUAUUUCAGAUCUUGGAAGAUGAUGGAAACUUACCAGAAGAUCAAGUACAGACCAUAGCCUGUCAUUUGGUGUCUGCGUUGUUUUAUCUGCAUUCACACAGGAUACUGCACAGAGAUAUGAAACCACAGAACAUCUUACUCGGCAAAGGAGGUGUUGUUAAGCUCUGUGAUUUUGGAUUUGCUAGAGCUAUGAGUAUCAAUACAUUGGUGCUUACUUCAAUCAAGGGUACACCUCUGUACAUGUCACCAGAGUUAGUAGAAGAGAAGCCAUAUGACCACACGGCAGAUCUUUGGUCAUUGGGAUGUAUAUUAUAUGAACUGUUUGUUGGAACUCCACCAUUUUAUACUAACAGUAUAUUUCAACUUGUCAGUCUUAUUAUCAAGGAUCCUGUAAAAUGGCCUAAAAACAUGAGUUCUGAUUUUAAAGAUUUUCUACAGGGAUUACUGACUAAGAAUCCCAAGAAAAGACUAUCAUGGCCUCAUUUGCUGCAUCAUCCAUUUGUUUCUCAGUCGAUAAAUGUAAGAGAAUCAUUGGCUGCACAUCUGGAUAAUCCACUGACUAAAGAGCAGUCACCAGAGAUAGUAGCAGCCAAAGAGAAAGCAGUGAAAGCUAAGGCAUCUAACCAGCCACCAGGUACAACUAUCAUGAAUAAAAUAAAACAAAGACAACAACAGAAAGCAAAAGAUAAACAACAACAACAACAAAAGCAGCCUGUAAAGCAAGAUGCAUGGACGAAAGAAAACAAGGAAUCAAAACCGAGAGACUCAGAAGACAAGAUUGAAGAUAAGAACCCUACACCCAGGAAAGAUAGAAUUGAAAAAGACUAUGAGAAAGAAUUUCCAAGUGUUGAAAUCGAGAGUAGAAAAGUUAUCAAGAAGGACAGUAGAAAAAGUAUUGAAAAUGUCAAACUUGAAGAUGAGGAAAUUGACAGUGAAGAUGAAUGGGAUGAUUUAUGUGAAAUGACCGACCCAUCGACAGCAGAUCCACAAUCAGUUAAUCAACUACUACAAGACAAAUCAUUUAUCACUAAACUGGCUACCAGAUUAAAAUCAGCGACAUCACAAGUGUUGGAUGGAAUGUUACAAGGCGCUUCCAGAUUACGAACUGCAUUACGUGUUGUUAUGAAUGUAUUAUCUUGUUCCAGUUCACCAAACUUGCUGAAAGAGUUUGUAAAGAUUGUUGAUAUUCCCAAUUUACCAUUAAGAUUACUAGAACAAUUGCAAUCAAAGACUAAUGUGAAAAAGCAACCAUGGUGUUUACAAAUUUUAAUGGACUUGGUGUCAACAGUGACUUCCUAUGUUGUAUGUGUUGCUGGAGCAUCCCUAGAUUUAGACAGUACCAAAGAUUUUCUGACGUUAGGACUGAGUUUCAUUCGUCUAACGCCGUUGCUACUUACAUAUAAACAAGACGAGAGUCUAUCACUCAGAGAACAUGUCAUUUACUGUAUGGUAUACAUCACUGAAGUGUUGGAUCAGAGCCAGCUUGAAUUCUGUGAUGGUUUCUAUAGUAGUCUAUCUACAUGUAUGGUAUACAUCACUGAAGUGCUGGAUCAGAGCCAGCUUGAAUUCUGUGAUGGUUUCUAUAGUAGUCUAUCUACAGUACACACUGGUAUUAUAGAUGUCUUGUUAACAUGUGUUGUGGAAGAUAAAACAACUAUUCAGAAACUAGAAGCUGCAACUUCCCUUGAUGCCCAAGAUGCAUUAGCACGAUUUGAUCACAUGUGCGAUCUGUGUAUAGGCGCUUUAUCAGCCAUAAUUACAUUGCCGUUAAUCGAUAACUGUUGUAUUGAGGGGAAGCGAAAGAUGGCACUGUGUGUGGCUCAGAAACUCAUCAAUCUUAGUAACGAAGCUGUUUCUGAAAACUUCCUGAGAUACUUAAGACAUCCCAUGCACUGUGAAAACACACUGAAGGUUGUCUAUGCAUGCUGUCAAAUGUCAACUCAAAUAUGUGAAUAUAUAGUAGAGAGAAGUCAUUUAUCAACGCUAUUAUUAUUAUUACAAGGAAAAAUUGACAUAGCUGCAGCAAGUCAGAAUACUGUGUAUGAAUUAACUCUGCAUACCUUAACAGUGAUAAUAAUACAACUAGGAGAUAUGCCAGAUAUAUUGAAAGAUGGUAGUUUAUUAUUCACUGCUGUAUUUCUAGACUCUCAGAUUGCAAGCCAUACUACUGCAGCAGCAUCAUUAGUUGGUCAGUUGCUGUACAAUGGUGUACCAGUAGAAGUACCGCCUGAAGAUCUUCUCACGGCUGCAGGAUCGGCAUUAACAGACUUAGCUCAGAUUUGUGUACGAUGUCCAUUUGACUAUGGAGUGUUAGACGGACUCAUGUUGUUACUAUGUCAGUUCACAAGUAUUAGAGAAGCAGCAGUAGCCAAUAUGCUGAUAGAUUCUAGUGUUUGGAGUAUGGUAUGGCAUAGAUUAGCCCAGAUGCUGCGUGUAACUGAUCCAACUACUAACCUACCAUUACAUGACAUAGAAGAAGGGGAAGGUCCUCCUGAAACCAAAGUGGCGAUGGAACCAGAAUGGAAUCUGGUGUCACCAUCUGGUAUUAUGGCUAUACUACAGCUGGUUACACAGGUCUUUACACAGGAACCAAUGCAGUGUGUGCCGUUAUUGGUUGACCCUGAAGGAGUCGUUGUACUCUGUCUCACUACCUUAAUAUCCAAUGAAUUUUUAACAACAUUGAAAAAUAAAUCAAAUGAAGAUGUGGACUUUUCUGACAUGAUCACAGAUAUCAUAUUACAAGUAUCCCAACUGCUAUGCUUUCCAUAUGCCAUUGAUGUCACUGAUAAUAUGUUGUCCAGUGUACUGGAAUGCAUGUUUCAAAGCCGAGUAAUAUGGAGGUUAUUAUCGGCUUGUCAAUCACACCUACAGCCGCAUCAAAUAAGUAUUCCAGUUGGUUUAAUUGCAAGACUGGUGUUUAGUGAUCAAGUUUUUGUCACACAGUUCACAGAUUCAGUUCUAGAACUCAAGGCUGAAGGUUUGUUAGCAACACUGGUAACCAAGCAGUGUUCAGAAUUGGUCCAGUGUGAUGUAAUAUCAAUGUAUUCCCACAUUUUGAGGAUGUCAUCACAAGAUCUGACACUUAUUAAAAAUGCUCUGAAAGGAGAGAAUGGUGACUACCAGCCAUUGAAGGCAAUCCUAUCACAUCAGAAUGCGAUGUUACAGUGCCGUGGCUGUGGCAUGCUGGGUAAUAUGUUAAAACACACUAAUGAAUUCUACAGUGUGUUGAAAUCUAAAGAUAGUUUGAUAGCCGCACUCUUGAAAUGUCUUAGUCACGAAGACAGUGAUGUUAGAAAGGCAUCAAGUUAUGCUGUAGGUAAUGCAGCUUAUCACGAUGAUGGAUUGUACAAUAAAUUAUCCAAUGCUGUGCCAAUAUUAGUUGAUGUAUUAGGAGAUUCUGUGGCUAAAACAAGAACAAACGCUGCUGGAGCAUUAGGAAACCUGUCUUUGCAUUCUGAUGUUCUGUGUAAACAGCUGACAAAAGCCAAGGCAGUGCAAGGUCUUUUAGAAGUUGCUUGUCAUGACAGUCAGCAUACAACUCAAGAGGCUGCCCUGGUUGCAUUACGUACCCUGUGUAAACAUAAACAACAUAGAGAGGUACUAAAAGGUCUACAUGCUGUGGAUAAGCUCUCCAAUCUCAAUAUGGCUAAUAUUCGUCUGUCUGGAGCCAGUACUCCAGGAAGCGUGUUCUCAGCUCGCAGCGGUGGGAGGAACAGUACGACUGUAGUGAAACAACAUUGUGCAAAACUACUUAAGUCCUUAGACGCUGGAUCUACACAGAAAUGAGUCCAGUUUCAAUCAAUUGCUGACAUGAUACAUUACAAUUACAAUUCCUGAGUGGUUUACUGACUAUAUCUGCAUGUUAUUUAAGUGCUCGCAUGUAAUGCAUACACUGUUACAAAAGUCUGAUGUCAACAAAAUAGGAUGCAUGUUUUUUAAAUAAUGUAAACUCUAAUUAUGCGAGUGAUAGAUUUUAGCAAAUUCCAGGAAAAGCACAAAUAUCACUGGGACCAUUUAACAUGCAUUUAGUGAUAUCAUGACAUUUAUUCCCCUCAAAC
Messenger RNA from Saccoglossus kowalevskii, 4289 nucleotides. Its product is annotated as serine/threonine-protein kinase 36-like. Gene Ontology annotation, biological process: smoothened signaling pathway; protein phosphorylation. Gene Ontology annotation, cellular component: cytoplasm. Gene Ontology annotation, molecular function: protein kinase activity; ATP binding; protein binding. Lineage: Eukaryota; Metazoa; Hemichordata; Enteropneusta; Harrimaniidae. The record is from RefSeq and is a predicted model, not a curated record.